ACUGUGUUUCUCUUCAGUAAGCAGACUCUGAACAUCGAGAGGCUGGAGGCUCAGUUGAAGGCUUGCCAUUGCUCCUUUACUUUCACUAAAAUCAAGCCGUCGCUGCUGGCUUUGGCUCUUCUGGCUCUGGAGAUCGAAGAUCAGCACGAGUGUGAGCCGGUUCCUGCUCUCAGAGAAGCUCUGGAUGCUCUACAGCAGAGUUUGACUGUAAGUUACCUGCAAGAUUUCCACAAACUGCUAAAGAGAUUUACUAGUUUGUGAAACGGGGUGGAGGCGUAGAGCGCACUGAACUAGUUAC
Messenger RNA from Sinocyclocheilus anshuiensis, 298 nucleotides. Its product is annotated as cyclin-G1-like. The record is from RefSeq and is a predicted model, not a curated record. The annotation marks the transcript as partial. The transcript has 2 exons. NCBI's taxonomy places the organism in Eukaryota, Metazoa, Chordata, Actinopteri, Cypriniformes, Cyprinidae.